Molecule: messenger RNA, 1593 nt
Organism: Paracoccidioides brasiliensis Pb18
Exons: 12
Coding region: 1-1593 (530 amino acids)
Source: RefSeq, a predicted model, not a curated record
AUGACUGAUAAUGAAAAGACAGAUCUUGAAGUCAAAGCAGCUGCAGCACAGACAGCAAGUGCAAGCAUGAUAUCUCAAUCUGACACUCAAACACUAUAUGAAGCUGGAGAUUCCACUAAAGAGAGUCUCAACAGAGUCAUCUUAAGUAUGAAGAUGCAGAGUGCUACUGCUGGUGUGAACAUAGCAAAAUCUCAGAACAUAUCUACUAUUACACUCUUGCAAGAAAAGCAGCAAAGUGAUAUGCAUUCUGAGCCGCCAAGGUUCAAGAAUGAACUUUGGGAGGCUAUUCCCGUAGUAAACCCUCUUGCCCACGCAGUGAUAUCUAGCUGCGUUCAGAACACCCAGUCGUGGAAAUGCGUGGCCCAUGAUCUUGAAAUCGGCUUCAUCACUGAACCCCUUACUGAUGUCUUCGGUCAUCAGCUCUGUUAUUUGGACGCGGACGAAUUUUACCUUCUGAAUGCCCGCUUUCAGCGUAUAUAUGGCGAAACCGAUCGGACGGCUAGGUUUCGCACCAACUUGAUACUUUCCUGGGGAAUUAGAGACAUGCUACCAGCCUCUUUAGCCGGCUCCAUCACAACUGAAGACUUGAGAUGCUUCCAGAACGCCUACGCCCUCGUGCUUUCAGAUGGACCCUUGGUUGAACUCACCAUGUGCUUGUACAAGCAAAGACAUCUUUACAGAGUGACUGUGAUUGUGAUGGAUCUGAAGAGUUAUCUGAAGAGUGUUGCAUAUAAUGAAACAAUGAUCUCACUGGAGCUGGGUAGAAUUCUUGAACUGGAGAACUAUGAUGGCACACCUCUUGAUCCUGCAAUUGGAGUGGUAAGGCAAACCGGCUGCCUCAUGCAAGGCUCUUCAUUCACCAAACAACCCACUGAUGUCCCUGUCAUAAGUGCAAGUCUGAAGCAUACAAUGCUCCCUCUGCUUAACACGUCAUCUUUCCCCCAGCUCCCUUCAGUGUCGUCUCCAAAUCCCAGAUCUCAGGAUGAGCUCUAUGCUGGCAAAAAAAUUAGGCGUCCUCGAGCUCGGACGACUAAUUUAACUCAUCACGUGGUCGUCUGCUUCCUUCCCGCACCACCCCUCUAUGAAGCCCCGCACUGCGAUGCGUUCGACCAGGUCAGGACGAAGAUGGAUGUGAAUGUUUCGAUCAAAUCUGGUGACACACUGGACCUCUAUCGAGAUUCAGGCAGAGUCCUCCGGUCACUCAUUGAUGAUGGAUGGAUUGUGUUGAAGGAUGCGACGGAUACAAACUCCAUUGAGCUGGUUGUGAAGAAUCAGGACAAACCUAUUCUGAUGCCCGCUUCUCGACUUGAAAACUCCCCAUUUGAACAUUUUCCCCAGGGGGAGAAGCUAGCAGAGAGGAAAGAUGAGAUCCUUGGCGUGACUGCUUAUCAUCUCUACGGGAAAGAUAAUAAGAUGCAGUGGCGGUGGCAGUACUGCAUAGGAGGCAGCGAGGGUAACCAACCAAAGACCAUUCAAGUCACCGGUGGAUACGUGAUCAUAUGCAGCGGUUGGCUAUUACAGCAGCUUCCCAUGCCGGCAGGUAAAACAGACCUAUACCUAAUAAACUAUUAUCAGUCAGAUUACUCUUGGUGA